Messenger RNA from Talaromyces atroroseus, 840 nucleotides. RefSeq lists its product as hypothetical. Lineage: Eukaryota; Fungi; Ascomycota; Eurotiomycetes; Eurotiales; Trichocomaceae. Bases 1 to 840 code for a protein of 279 amino acids. Gene Ontology annotation, biological process: transcription initiation at RNA polymerase II promoter. Gene Ontology annotation, molecular function: promoter-specific chromatin binding; RNA polymerase II general transcription initiation factor activity. The transcript is spliced from 2 exons. The record is from RefSeq and is a predicted model, not a curated record. Gene Ontology annotation, cellular component: SAGA complex; transcription factor TFIID complex; nucleus.
AUGGCUGAUUCAGCUUCACCUUCCACGACGCAGCCUUCAGCAGCAGCAGGCUCACAACUUCCUCCCUCCACACAACAAACACAACCCAAGGAGGGUUCUUAUUCCUUGUCAGAUGCGACAAAUCAACAGACGACAAAUAACCCAGUCCCCUCCGCGGAUGCCGAUAAUACCCAACUUGGAGGCGACCCGACCGAUGACGCCGUCGAUAACGACGUUGAUAUGAACACCGCUGAAGAUAUGCCUGCAGUGAAUGGUACAGCUGAUACGACAGGGUCUGCUGCGCCCGAAAACCCUGUGGCAGCGCUUCCCAGUGCUGCGGCGCCGACAAAGAAAGAGAGUAGUCUACGUGAUUUUCUGGGGAAGAUGGAUGAAUAUGCACCGAUCAUACCGGAUGCUGUAACAGCGCACUAUUUGACAGUCGCCGGCCUACCACCACCAGGCAAUGGACCCAACCAAACCCCACCACAUCUUGCACGUCUGUUAGCCCUGGCGACGCAAAAAUUCGUCGCCGACAUUGCCGCCGACGCUUAUCAAUACUCGCGAAUCCGUGCCUCAAAUAGCUCGAGCGCAAGCAAUCCCAUGGGCGGUCUGAACGCAGCUGCUGGCCUCAACAUGGCUGGCGCCGGUGCAGCAGGAGGGGCAGCAGGGGCCGGUGCUGGGGCAGAUGCUGGUAAGAAGGGUGGCGCGGCAAAUACACAUCUUGGUAUUCAACGGCCUGGCUUUGGUGGUGGUGGCCAGGGAGGUUCUGGACAGGGACGCACUGUUCUCACUAUGGAGGACUUGGGAAUGGCUGUGUCUGAAUAUGGUGUUAGUGUUAAGAGGGGUGAAUUCUACCGAUAA